Molecule: messenger RNA, 1032 nt
Organism: Paraglomus occultum
Lineage: Eukaryota; Fungi; Glomeromycota; Glomeromycetes; Paraglomerales; Paraglomeraceae
Source: the annotation of a GenBank genome assembly
AUGUUACGACCUGCAAAACCUGACCUACACUUUUUAAUAAUACUAUUAACACUCGUAUGUCUGUGUAUUUGUGACAUCAGUGAUUGGCAAACAACGUCCACGGUGCAUGAGGAGAUCUACACAGAUGAAGACUUGGACUUUCUAAUAAUCGGAGAUUGGGGCAUGAACGGACAAGAUCCUACUACUCACAAGUUUUUACAGCAAUCAGUCGCCGAGGCCAUGGAGGUUUGUGCUGAUGAACACGAUAGCAAGUUUAUUGUAAAUGUCGGAGAUAACUUUUAUAAAGGAGGAAAAUAUGACUAUCAAGGCGUGCAAACGGUUGAUGAUGAAAAGUGGAAUACUAUAUGGUUAGAUGUCUACAAUGGUAAAAAGCUAUCGUCCAUAAAUUGGUACACUGUCGCUGGAAAUCAUGACUGGUACAACAACGUGUCCGCCCAAAUCGAUUACAGUCUCCACAAAAACAGCAGAUUUUAUUUACCGGCGUUAUUCUACGUGCGAAGGACGACCUUCGGACCAAAGAACACAACGGUUGCUUGGAUCCAUAUUGAUACCAAUAUAUUUUUCUACGAUGAGGCAUUACAAAAGGCAAAAGGAAUGUUUGACAACUUUAAAAUAAUGGGCUGGGAUAAAGAUGGAGCAGUCGAAGAGAAGCUAAAAUGGAUCGAGGAUAGACUGGUUGAGAAUCAAGAUGCAAAGUGGAUAUUCGUCAUAGGUCAUCACCCAUUGAUCGGUGAAUGUGCUCAGCGUUAUAAAAUGAAAGAACUAAUUCCUAUUCUGGAUCGAUACCGAGUAACAGCUUACUUUGCUGGACACAACCACGUGCUAGAAUUCUUAGCACCAACAAGGAGGUCUCGUUUCGCACAAUUUAUUUCUGGUGCAGGUAGUAGAACCAGCAAAGCCUGCGAAAGUGGCGAUUGGGUGAGUGCUGAGGGAGCAGUCGGUUUCCUACAUGUGAGAAUAAGCGACAAGAGUGGAAAAAUGAUUUUUGAGUUUGUGGAUGCCACGGAUUCAGAUAUUGAGGGUGGGACGCAG